GUGAAAAACAAAUAUAAAUACAAAAAAAUCGAUCAUGGUCAUAAAUAAAUGUUUCAGACCGGAUCUUAACAUCAAGAUUCUUUUGUCAAAACAAUGCUAUGUUCUGUUCUGAUUCAGUAUAGGAGGAAUAGAGCAUCGUCUCAAGAGAAAGAUCAAUAAUAUAUACUCUAUCGGUUGAAAGAUUAAUGUUUUAGAAAUAUACAUUUUUAUAUUCUCUAUGCAUUUUGAUUAGUAAAAUAUCUUAGGAUAGUACUAAACUGUUUUAUCAUAAGAAUAAUUUCCAAAGUUAAAAUAAUAAGUUUAAAAAUAUUUUCAAAAAUAAUUUUUAGAUCUCUAAAUAAAAUUUUUAGAUUUCUAAAUAAAAUUUCGAAAAUGAAUAUAUCUUUAAUUAUUUAUUUAAAUUUUAUUUAAAUUUAAUACUUAUAGAGUAAAGAUAUAAUUGUCAUCUACUUCUUUAAUCUAAUUUCUUUUUGUUAUUUUCAUGUUUGUGUGUUUCUAAAAGACAUUUUUUAGAUUUUUUUUGGGAGAUUUUCCAUUUUGAUUAAGUAAAGAGUAUUUAAUAUUUAAUGGCAGAGAACUUUUUUUUUGGGACAAAUGAUAGAGAACAUUAAAGCUGUAUAUUGGCACGUGGUCUCGAACGUUGAACUUAUUCUGGAAGUCAACAUAAGCAGAGGUUAACCAUCUGAUUGAUCAUUUUGUUGCACAAGUACCAAGAAGACUUUUCUUUCUAGCAGCAAAAUAACAGUUGUCAUUGACUGAUUGCUCUGUGCAACUGUUUGAUGGAAAAUAAAUGCAUGUGCUUAAGGUAGUCGCCACGUAUAAGCCGACAAAGGCUUCAGGGUAACGGUUAGUCUGUUGGACCUAGUUCUAAUCAUAACGUGCUUUGUUUUUAUUUUCUAAUUUUAUUGUCUAUAGUUUGCUUGACCAAUCCGGGACCAGAAACCACCUCCAUAUUUGUCAUUCACUUGUACCACAAAGAGUCUGAUUGGUAAAAUGUAGAGUAAAACAAAUAGCAUAACAUAGAGUAAUUGAGUGGAAAAAAAAAUGAAAUAUUAAUGUUACUCCCAAUUACGUUUGAAUAAGGAAGAGGGAUAGUAUUUGUAAUAAAGUAAGAGAGAGAAGAGAUAUUAGCGAAAAAGAGAGUAAAUUUUAGUUUUUAUCUUUCCAUCUGAUUGGAUGCAAUUUGGUGGAACCGAGAGUAAAUGUACCAUCCAAUCAUACUCAAAAUUAAACUGAUGCACGAUCAAAGUCAUGGUCGACAUCGUGUCACUGAUGAAUUAUGUUAUUAUUUCAGUUUCAUAAAAGAAAAUGUUUUCACGGUUUCCGAUCGUUUUAGUAAUUAUUUGUGAGCGAGAUGUGAUUGACGCAUCAUUUGGAUCAUGGCGAGAUGUGAAAAGAAAACGGGGUUGGAAAUCAACAGUACUACUCCAAUUCUCAAGACAAUUAUAACCUAGUAACUCCUAGUGUAGGUCGACAGUAUUAAUUGGAAGAUAUGGUUCUCUAGACUCUGAUAGAAUGAAAACCUAGGAGUCUUCAUUAAAAUUUUUUUGAAGCAAGACUACAAUCUCUACAUUUUCUAAUAUUAUUAGUUGCAUGAGCUUUUUAGCAACUCUUACGAAGGUCAGGUGAACGAUGAGACAAUACACAUACACGACUAGACCUGUUUGUAGGUUUUAAAGGUACACAAAUAUCAAAUUUACAUUCAUGAGAGUUUGCAAUUUUUUUAGAAAAUUAUAGCUUUAUAUGGUAUAUCUCUUUUUUGGUUGCUCCUUUGUGUAAGGGAUGUUAGCGUUAAGAUCGUUCUUUGGAUAGAUAAACUACAUACUGGGAAAAAGUGGGAUCAGCAUUUGAUAUAUAUUUUUGGUCAAACAUUCAGCGAACCACUUGAAUACAAUUGUGAAACCUUUAGUUUACUUGUCCAUGUUCUACUUCUUCAACAACCGGAGAUCUAGUUUCGAUGGUUUAGUGUUUCUGAGAUGGGAUUAGAGUAUGGAUUUAGGGUUUUGAAUAAUUUAAUCAUUAAUUAAACUUUUUAAUUAAUGUUGUUUUGAAGAUUUUUCUCAUUGUGUGAUAUUUUCUGAUUUUGUUUGAGCUAUGUAGGGAUUUUUCCAACGAAAAACAUGUCCGAAUCUUGAUAAUCAGUAGUAAUAUGACAUAAGGGAAUAAUCCUAUUUUUAUUGUUUGCUCACUCGUUUAGGACAUCUCAAGUCUUACCAGUAUACAAUAGAUAUUUAGUCAACUAAAAAAUAGUGUCUGUGGCGUAACUCUGUACGUCAUAUAUACUGUUAUAUAGUCCAUAAACAAAUACUGUAGGACUAGGAUAAACCGCUAAAACUAAAGUCAUGAAGCAAUUAUAGCUGAAAAUGAUAUGUGGUGUCAGCAAAGUUCCUUCCUAGGCUUUACUUAAUCACCACUUUCUUGAAUUGCUAUUUUUCUUCACUUAUCCACGUGUAUGGAUAAUAAAUAAAAGCAGCCGAAAAAUAAGCAGGAAAAAAAGGGUCGGUAAAUCCCACAGCCGCGCCUCCUUUUGCCUUUUAAUGGAUGCAAGCUAGCAACCAAUUGUGUAAAACCUUUAUUUUAUCAUGCUUAACCACAAAUUACAAAAAUAGAAAAUGUUAUGUGAGAACUAUGAUACUCCCUUGUUUCAUAUUAAAUGUCAUUUUGGAUUUGUGCAGACGAAUUAAAGAAACAAUUAAUUUUGUAUAUUUCUUAUAUAAAAACAUAAUUAUCAAUACACCUAACUAUAUUUCAACCAACAGAAAAAUAAAUUAUUAAAUAAAACUAAUAAAUUUUGCAUUAAAAAUCGAAAAUGACACUUAUUUUGUAACGAAAAAAAUUCUCUUCAAUAACACUUAAUAUGAAACGGAGAAAGUAGAAGAAAUAAAACGAUGUGGAGAAGUUAUUGGAUGAUAACUAUAAUAUAUAAAAGAAUAACUGAAUGACCAUAUAUACUUAUAUUUUUUAUUUUUUUUAAACUACCAUAUAUACUUAUAUACACACACACGUAUUGUGGGAGAACUCGAGAAGUUAAUUUAUGCACUGAAAGUAAGCAAGUGAAUAUGCAUUCAAAUUGUGUUGCUUCUGACAGGUUCUCAUUCUCAAGUAGACGAAUUGGAAAAUAUAAAAGAGUUUUGUUCUCCAAUGUAUUAUUUAUAAAAACAACAAAUUGCUGAAUUAUCUUAAUUUUACAAUUUUUGUAAAUUAUUAUUAUUAUAAAAUUAAACAUUUACUGUUUAAAAUUACAUUGCAUCCUUUAAAGAUAAUAAUUUUGGGUUAGUAAUUGAUAUUGAUCUACUUUUAUCUCACAAAUGAUCAACAAAUAUUUCUCACAAAAUUAUAAAUUUUGACCUUUUUGACUAAGUAACAACUGUCUACAACUUUUGACUAACUUUAGAUACUCUGAUUUCGUGAAGGGGAAGAGGUUGGUUCCUAAAAGUGUGUCGAACCCCAGGAUGGGGGAUGAAAAACAGAUAGAAAAUUUAUAUUAUCGUUGGGAACGUACAAAAUAAUAAUUACAAUAAAUAAAUUAAUUAGAUCUGUUAAAAGGAAUAUACUGUAGAUAAUUAAAUGUGUAACCGUUACCAAUGCCAUAUAGCUAGAAAGCAAAGUAAUAGUCGUCUUCCUUUUUCACUUGGUCCCCAAGCUUCUCUAGCUUCCAUAAGUUUCGGGGCGGCUGAUGGUUUAAACUACAGAUUCUAGAUUAAUGCAAAUAUUAAAUAGUGCAUAAUAAUGUUUUCAAUUAGUUAGUCUUAUCCAAUGAAGCGGAACUUACUGAUUAAUCUUUUGAUUAAUAAUUGAUUAUGCUAAAACAAUAAAGAAAGAUUUGAAGAAGAAGAAAAGAAAUAAAAAACCAACAGUACAACAUAUAUAGAAGGAAGUGAAAAACAUGAGAAACCAAAGACGGUGUCCAGACAAUCAAAUAUUCAAACCUUUGAAUGUGAAACAACAUCAUGUUCUUCAAGACAGUCCAACUUAAUUUAAUCUAAUAAUAUCAAAUUUAUUGAUCUCCAUUAUCGUAUCUUGUCCACCAUAUGUUAUACAAAUACAGACAUUACCAAUGCCAUAUCCUAAAUAUUUUCCUAAGAUUUUCCUUUAAUUGCUAUCAAACUAUCCAUCUCAUAUCAAUAUAUGACAGAACAAUUUCAGUCUCAAAAGUAAUUUUUUACUUUGAUGAGUAUAAAAAUUCCAAAUAUAAAUUAACUGCUACCAAAAUUCCUCAUACUCAUCUAGACGUACGUAGCAAAAGGAUGUGCUUACUAUAGUAAUUAUCUUAUUGUCUGUCUACUCAUUAACAAACAACUCAUGUUAAGUAAUUAAGGUCAAUGGGCGGCAAACCAUAUUUAUUUUCUUUUAAAAUUCUUAUACUAAAAUAAAAAUAUGAACAAAUUGCACUUAUACAUACAAUAUAUGCAUAUAGGUGGACGUGUAUAUAAAUAUAAGGAUUGUGUCUCACCACAACACAUAUUUUGAUAACGUUCACUUUCCAUUAUCCUCUCUAACUUCCCUCUUCUUGAUAGAUCUCUCUUGGUUGAUACUCAUGGAUCCACCAUUCAACGAAAUAUACAAAAACCUUUUGUUUAAACAGAUCACAAAUACAGAAAACAAUGUUCCCCAAAUACCCUUUAGCUUCUCUAUCACGGCUGUCGUCGAAGAGGUGGAGCUUCCACUGAUUGACGUCAGCCGACUAAUCGAUGGAGCCGAGAAGGAGAGGGAGAUAUGUAAGGAAGAGAUUGCUAGAGCCUCGAGGGAGUGGGGAUUUUUCCAAGUGAUAAACCAUGGAAUAUCAAUGGAUGUGUUGGAGAAGAUGAGACAAGAGCAAAUUAGGGUAUUUAGAGAACCCUUUGACAAGAAAAGUAAGUCGGAGAGGUUCUCCGCCGGGAGUUACCGGUGGGGAACGCCGUCAGCCACUUGUCUCCGGCAGCUUUCUUGGUCGGAAGCAUUUCAUGUUCCCAUGACAGAUAUUUCUGACAACAAGGAUUUCACUACCCUCAGAUCAACAAUGGAGAAAUUUGCUUCGGAAUCGGAGGCUCUAGCUUAUACUUUGGCAGAGGUUCUUGCAGAGAAAUCAGGAAGAAAAUCAAAUUUCUUUAAAGAAAAAUGUGUUAGAAACACAUGUUAUCUAAGGAUGAACCGUUAUCCACCUUGUCCAAAACCAUCAGAGGUGUACGGUUUAAUGCCUCACACGGACAGUGAUUUCCUCACAAUCUUGUAUCAAGACCAAGUCGGAGGACUCCAACUCAUUAAAGACAAUAGAUGGAUCGCCGUUAAACCUAACCCUCGUGCUCUCAUUAUCAAUAUCGGUGACUUAUUUCAGGCAUGGAGCAAUGGCAUGUACAAAAGUGUGGAGCAUCGUGUGAUGACGAAUCCAACGGUGGAGAGAUUCUCAACGGCGUAUUUUCUAUGUCCAUCAUACGACGCCGUUAUAGAGUGUUCAGGUGAUUGUCCUACUUAUAGAAAUUUCAGCUUCAGAGAAUUCAGACAACAAGUUCAAGAAGAUGUUAAGAAACUUGGUUUUAAAGUUGGCCUCCCUAGGUUCGUUAAUCAUCUCUACUGAUUUAUACACUCAGUUUUUAAUUUACUUUUAGAUGUUUAUGAUUUAUUGUAGUUUAUCGUUUUUAAUUACUCCUUAUUUUUCAUUAUCAUUAUUUUGUUGAUUUUUCUGAGUAAUUAUUAUUUUAUAGAUAAA
Messenger RNA from Brassica rapa (field mustard), 5686 nucleotides. Its product is annotated as gibberellin 2-beta-dioxygenase 8. The record is from RefSeq and is a predicted model, not a curated record. Lineage: Eukaryota; Viridiplantae; Streptophyta; Magnoliopsida; Brassicales; Brassicaceae.